This is a messenger RNA of Colletotrichum truncatum, 597 nucleotides long. NCBI's taxonomy places the organism in Eukaryota, Fungi, Ascomycota, Sordariomycetes, Glomerellales, Glomerellaceae. The record is from RefSeq and is a predicted model, not a curated record.
AUGGAUCCUGACCAAGAGAUUCACCUGCUGAGUGCUUUUGGCGCAAGGCUCGGCCGAACUGCGAUACCAAAGGCGUCUAAUGACCUUUCGGCAGUGUCCAUGAGCUACACAAUAUCUAGAGACAAUACUGCAGGUGACAACUUCCGAAAUGAUUGUUUACUCGAAGAAUGGGGCCAGAAAAGGCAGCGUCAUCUUCUAGAUAAGCAAGUUAGCAUGCCAUCAACCCAACAGCAGAAGUCUGCGUCAGAAUUGGGACAGACUGACAAAGACUAUGCGGAAUCAUAUGCGGAGACCAUCUCGCCUGAUUUGUUGGAAAUAUCGAAACUCGGGCCAGUUAUUCCGGUUAACCCUCCAACCUAUCAGGUGAGCAGGACCACGCACGUCGUGCCUGCCCAGACGCAACUGGAUCCUGAUUCCAACAUGAGAAGUUGGUUCCCUCCUUCCACUUGGAAGUUUUUCGGUUCACCGGGAUCGCACUUGUCGUCUCCAGCAGCCGAGAGAGAGGAAGAUAUGUGGCCGUCUGCGAAUGCAUUCUCGCCUCACUCAGGGCCCGUAUCUCCCGUUACUAGGAGCCCGUCCCCUAGGUACGUUUCUUAA